Molecule: messenger RNA, 2003 nt
Organism: Durusdinium trenchii
Lineage: Eukaryota; Dinophyceae; Suessiales; Symbiodiniaceae
Source: the annotation of a GenBank genome assembly
AUGUUGGAUUCCGACUUAGCGCAUAUCAGAAAAGUUUUGGAAGAGGCUCGCAAAGGGAACUUGGCGCAGAAGAUGGGUGAUCUCUUGACAUUCUUUCAAUGUCGAGGCUAUGCUCAUUUGCAGCAAAUCUCAUGCAAACAUGUGGGCUGCCAUGAAGCCAACCGAGACGGUCAGAUGGUAGAUGUGACUCAUGUGCAAGACCUUUUGAAGUCCUUUGCAACUUUGGGAUACGCUCCUGAAAGCUCAUUGUCUGGGAUUUGCAUUGAGCUUGGACAUGAUGAUGGUAGCAACACUACUCGCAAGAAGAACCAAGAGCUCAUCGAAAAAUCCAAUGGUAAACUUGGAGGUGAUACAGCCAUCCUGAAAUAUGCUAGCGUUUCUGGAUCUCACAGAAACCAGUGCAUGCCAUCAGUUGUUUAUAGGUGCCUUUGCGACGAUCCAGAGGUUGUUGUGGAGGGCAAGUGGAGCUUAGACAGGUUUGACGAGGCUUUCCAGAAAGCGUGCACCUCUGGCACGCAGUGGCUCGUGGUGAGCCGUGAUGUCUUGGCCGCGUUUCCAGAUUGGGCUGCGUUGCAACAGGCAGCUUCUAACGCAACGGGUCAACAGCAGAAGGUGGAGACCGAGUUGCAAGUGCUGCAGAAGAUUUGCUCCAUAGUGUUGUCGAAACUUGAGCGAGAAAAGAUGGACAGCUUGAGUUUCAACACCAUCAGUCCAGAGAUCAUGAGAUCGAGGCCUGUAAAGAAGGGUUUGACCAACAGGGAAUGCGUCAAGAAGGCUUUGCACUUGCAGGAGGUUUUGAACCAGUUCGUUAGCCUCUUGGAGAAGGAAGCGGGCGUCAAGGAUUGGCUUCUUUGGAAGCAUGUGGGCCAUUUGGGACUGGAGGGUGUGGCUCUGGUUCUGGACAAAAAGAGAAUGAUACAUUAUGGCUCCAUAGAGGAAGCUGCCGUAGAUCAGCUCAACAAUCUGUGUGAAGAGGCUGGCAUCUCACAUGUGACAAGCCCAUGGGUGGUGAAAAAGGAAGACGCCAAGACAGCCCCAUGCACAUCAUCAAAAGCUACUGGAGAGUUCCUUGUUCUUUGCAAUGGAUAUUUUUUUGGGGGGGGUGACAAGUGGGGACAAGUGAGACUUUGUAAACAACUUGUGUUUCCCGAUGUCGCUUCAAAGAAAACUAUGUCAAGGGUCCUCGUGCAGUAUGACAAAGACGGGGCGCCAGUGAAUCAGCACACAUUGGUGCAGGCAAAGGGCUUCCGAGAUGGAUGCAUGAUUCAACGGUUGGAUGACACAGUUGCCAAGAUUAUCACCGUUGACAAGGAUGGUGUCACUAUGUUGAUUGAAUGUGAGAAGCCUUACCAGGCCAAAGCAUCGCUUCAAUCCUUCCUGGAUGGGGAAUGGAAGUUGAAAAAAAAACGCACGCCCAGGAGCUUGUCCCGUGGACCACCGCAUGUCAGCCAAGCGUUAGCAAAGAAUUCUUUUUUUGCUUGCGUGAAGGCGCAGGUGCAAAUGGAAAUGUUCGAGCAGCUCAAAAUGCCCAAAAUGAAGCAUUUCCUUGGUUUGGAGAUCUACAAAGGUCCAAGAGAUGUGAAGGUGUCCAGAAGCUUCAAGUCAGGGGAGCUGGUGAUCCCAUGCAGCACUUGCAAGGUGGUCAUCGCUCCUGAAGUGAAGGAUGCCUUGGUGAUCGGCCAGUGUAGUCAUGGCGGGGAUACCUUCCUCGUGGCUUUGGCGCCAUUGACCCAGUGGCCAAAGGAGGACGACGAGAGCGGGUUUUUGAACCCGUUUUGGCUGUUACCGGAGUCCUGUGAAAAGGACGAAGCCAGUUGCGAGAUUCAGGAUAUCAAACUGAGUCAGGACAUUAGCCCUACCAGCAAAGUGCUCCUUCCAGUAAUCAAAAACCUAUCUCUGCUUGAGGCCGGUGACAGUUGUGUGUUGUUCAAGGAAAACAAGAAGAAACGCAUGAGUCCCUUGGAGGCAGUGGAUCCUCCGAAGAAAAGGAUUAAGCCAAAGAA